This is a messenger RNA of Aphidius gifuensis, 821 nucleotides long. Its product is annotated as probable phospholipid hydroperoxide glutathione peroxidase. Gene Ontology annotation, biological process: response to oxidative stress. NCBI's taxonomy places the organism in Eukaryota, Metazoa, Arthropoda, Insecta, Hymenoptera, Braconidae. Gene Ontology annotation, molecular function: glutathione peroxidase activity. Bases 193 to 762 code for a protein of 189 amino acids. The transcript has 6 exons. The record is from RefSeq and is a predicted model, not a curated record.
UAAAAAAUUUGAAAAACAAAAAAUACGUUCAACAUGAAGAAAUUAUUUAAUUAUUGAAGGAGAGAUUUAUUUUGAUAAUAUUUAGUGAGAUAAUAGAUCAUCUUUUUGAGGAUUGAUAAGAAGCUUUGAAAUAAACAAAUCAGUGAUAAACAAAUAUUUGCUUGGAUAAUAAAUAUUUGGACAAAAAAUACAAUGGGAUUUUUGAAGUAUUCAAUUUUACCUGGACUUCAGCAAACAUUUAGAAGUUUAACAGGAAUGACUGGUAAUGUUGAUUACAAAUCAGCAAAAUCAAUCUAUGAUUUUGAAGCUGUUACACUUAAUGGAGAAGUUGUUCAACUGUCAAAAUACAAAGAUCAUGUUUGUUUGAUUAUAAAUAUUGCAUCAAAGUGUACACUGACUGAAAUUAAUUACAAGGAACUUAAUCAACUUUAUGAUUCAUAUGCUGAUAGCCAAGGACUUAGAAUUUUGGCAUUUCCUUGUAAUCAAUUUAACAAUCAAGAGCCUGGAGAUAGCAAAGAAAUAAUGGAAUUUGCUAAAAGUAGAAAUGCUAAAUUUGAAAUUUUCGAAAAAGUUAAUGUCAAUGGUGAUGAUGCUCAUCCUCUGUGGAAAUAUUUAAAACAAGAACAAAGUGGUACAUUGUUUGAUGAUAUCAAAUGGAAUUUUACAAAAUUUAUUAUUGAUAAAAAUGGAAAACCAGUUGAAAGACAUGGACCACAAGUUAAUCCAACUGGAUUAAUAGAAAAUCUUAAAAAAUAUUUUUAAAUAAUUAAUGAAAAAAAUUAUAUUUCAAUGGAUUUUUAAUAAACCAAAUUUAAAUAUUA